AUGGUUGACCGACGUUCAGACUCUGAGGACGGCUCGCGUGCUAAGCGUCAGAAAAUGGACAGGACCGGCACGGAUCCCAAGGACAAUCCGUACCUGGCUCACAUGUAUGCGGACUCGUCCUCCAACGGUGGCUCUCACUCAUGGACCGAUGGCACUUUAGACAAGGACUCCCCCUUCGCCAAGGUGACGAGACAUCAGACGACCGCUGCCCAGGCGAAGAAGAUUGAGGAUGGCGAUAUCAACCCUUUCAACAACCGACCCUUCAGCAGCAAGUACUUGUCGAUCCUGCAGACCCGUCGCGAUCUCCCCGUUCAUGCGCAGAGAGAUGAAUUCCUGCAGCUGUAUCAGCAAUCCCAAAUCCUGGUCUUCGUCGGUGAAACCGGUUCCGGAAAAACCACACAGAUCCCUCAGUUCGUUCUCUUCGAUGAUUUGCCACAGUCGCAGCGCAAAAUGGUUGCCUGUACCCAGCCUCGUCGUGUGGCCGCGAUGUCAGUCGCCCAGCGUGUCGCUGCUGAGAUGGAUGUCACUCUGGGUGAGGAAGUGGGUUACAGUAUUCGUUUCGAGGACAUGACCAGUCCCAAGACGGUCCUCAAGUACAUGACCGAUGGUAUGCUUCUGCGGGAAGCCAUGAACGAUCACAACCUCAACCGAUACAGCACGAUCAUUCUUGACGAAGCUCACGAAAGAACCAUGGCGACGGAUGUUUUGAUGGGUCUUCUCAAGGAAGUCGUCCUGCGCCGGCCGGACCUGAAGAUUAUUAUCAUGUCUGCCACUUUGGAUGCGCAGAAGUUCCAGCGCUAUUUCAACGAUGCUCCUCUGCUUGCAGUCCCCGGUCGUACUCACCCUGUUGAGAUCUUUUACACCCCCGAACCCGAACAAGAUUAUGUGGAGGCUGCCGUCCGGACAGUCCUCCAAAUCCACGCGACUGAACCAGAAGGUGAUAUUCUGCUGUUCUUGACCGGUGAAGAAGAGAUUGAGGAUGCUGCGCGCAAAAUCUCCCUAGAGGUAGACGAAAUGAUGAGAGAAGUCGAUGCUGGACCGUUGAAGACCUACCCUCUGUACGGCAGUCUUCCGCCACACAUGCAACAGCGCAUCUUCGACCCAGCCCCAGGACCCCGUCGUCCCGGAGGUCGCCCUGGCCGCAAAUGUAUCGUCUCGACCAACAUCGCCGAAACCUCGCUGACCAUCGAUGGUAUCGUAUACGUCGUCGACCCCGGUUUCUCCAAGCAGAAGAUCUACAACCCCCGGAUUCGUGUCGAAUCUCUCCUGGUGUCUCCUAUCUCCAAGGCAUCUGCACAGCAACGUGCCGGUCGUGCCGGUCGUACACGCCCCGGAAAAUGCUUCCGCCUGUAUACCGAAGGUGCCUUCAAGAAGGAGUUGAUCGACCAGACCUAUCCCGAAAUUUUGCGUUCUAACCUUUCAUCGACCGUCCUGGAGUUGAAAAAGCUCGGUAUCGAUGACUUGGUUCACUUCGAUCUGAUGGACCCUCCGGCUCCCGAGACGCUUAUGCGAGCUUUGGAAGAACUGAACUACUUAGCGUGUCUCGACGACGAUGGAAACCUGACCCAGCUUGGACGCCUGGCGUCCGAGUUUCCUCUGGAUCCUGCCCUCGCCGUCAUGCUGAUCAGUUCGCCCGAAUUCUACUGCUCCAAUGAGAUUCUUUCCAUCACUGCCCUGCUUUCUGUCCCGCAGGUGUUCGUGAGACCUGCUUCUCAGCGAAAGCGGGCCGACGAAAUGAAGAACCUCUUCGCUCACCCCGACGGCGAUCAUCUUUCUCUCCUCAACGUUUACCACGCUUUCAAGAGCCCUGAUGCGCAGGAAAACCUGAAGCAGUGGUGCCACGACCACUUCCUGUCCCUGCGUUCCCUCCAGUCGGCGGACAACGUGCGUAUGCAACUCCUGCGGAUCAUGGAGCGCGAGGAACUCGAGAUGGUGUCGACUCCUUUCGAGGACAAGAAGUAUUACGAGAACAUUCGGCGCGCACUGUGCGCUGGAUUCUUCAUGCAGGUCGCCAGGAAGGAGGCUCAGGGCAAGAAUAUGUAUACCACCAUCAAAGACCACCAGAACGUUCUCCUCCACCCCUCGACCGUGCUGGGCCACGAGGCCGAAUGGGUUCUGUACAACGAAUUCGUCCUCACCACCAAGAACUACAUCAGAACUGUCACCGCUGUCAAGCCCGAAUGGCUCAUUGACAUUGCCCCAACCUAUUACGACAUCAAUUCUUUCCCCAAGGGCGACAUUCGCUCUUCUUUGCUUCGUGCCGCGGAGAGAUUGACCCGAAAGGAGAAAAUGCGUUCUGAUUCCUCGAGACGACGAUAG
This is a messenger RNA of Aspergillus melleus, 2319 nucleotides long. RefSeq names its product DEAH-box ATP-dependent RNA helicase PRP43 (gene PRP43). Gene Ontology annotation, cellular component: intracellular anatomical structure; spliceosomal complex. NCBI's taxonomy places the organism in Eukaryota, Fungi, Ascomycota, Eurotiomycetes, Eurotiales, Aspergillaceae. The record is from RefSeq and is a predicted model, not a curated record. Bases 1 to 2319 code for a protein of 772 amino acids. The transcript has 3 exons. Gene Ontology annotation, molecular function: ATP binding; RNA binding; RNA helicase activity.